This is a messenger RNA of Perkinsus marinus ATCC 50983, 2010 nucleotides long. RefSeq names its product Transcription factor iws-1, putative. NCBI's taxonomy places the organism in Eukaryota, Perkinsozoa, Perkinsida, Perkinsidae. Gene Ontology annotation, biological process: poly(A)+ mRNA export from nucleus. Bases 1 to 2010 code for a protein of 669 amino acids. The record is from RefSeq and is a predicted model, not a curated record. Gene Ontology annotation, cellular component: nucleus. The transcript is spliced from 22 exons.
AUGUCCGACGAGAAUUGGAAUGAGCUCUUCGGCGAAAAUCUUGAUGACCUUCCUAUAGCACAAACCCAGGUGACCAAACCCCCACAAGAGGGUAAAGAAACACGACUGAGGAAGGGCGUGCUCGACGAUGAAUCGGACGUGUCUACAGGCGGUCAGCCACGUGGAGAUGCUGAGGGUUCACCAUCUGGUGAGAUCUCGGGCAGUAGCAGUUCCUCAUCAUCGGAAGAAUCUGAGGGCGAGGAUGGAGAAAUGGGCCACAGCCUUGAAAAGAAGCCUCGAGAGAGCAAGCUGCUGCAACCUGCCCUCGAUCGUCUCAAGAAGCGUAGGAAGAAGAAGGAAAUGGACUCGGGAGAGAAAUUCGAGAGAAUGGAGUCAUUGGUGAAUAGUAUGUAUGAUGUAUCGGCCGCGGAUCGGGAGUCCUUGACCACUGGACAACCCGCAUUAGCGAAAUUACAGAUGCUGGAGAAAAUCCGCGGAAUUCUUGUUAAGCAGGCUUGGCAAGAGCCUUUCAUUGAGGCUGGAGGACUCUCCGCGAUAGCCGACUGGCUUGCUCUUGUUGGUGCAAAAGGGGCGCUGCCAAACUACAAUGUCCGUAGAACGCUCUUAGAUUUACUCAAUAACCAGCUCCUCCCUCAUAUAACAUUAGAUGUCUUGAAGACAAGUCGAGUUGGCUGGGCAGUGAAGGACAUGUACUAUCACAAGGACGAGACUACUGAGAACACUGUUAUCGAGGAACAACUCAUCCAGCACUGGCUCAAGCUUAUCCAGAACCAAGGGAAUGAAAGUCGAGGCAACAUAUCGAAGUAUAUCAAGGCCACCGCUGAGGAUAUGCGGCAAGCUUCAAGAGCCAUCCAGAAGCAGAAGGGUCCUCGGUUAACAGCUGAACAACAACAGAAGGUACAGAGUAGGAGGCAUGCAAUGAUUCCAAAUCGGGGUGCUGCUCUCGAUGCUACGCAACCUUUAUCGGGAGCAGGGACGUAUAGGAUUCAACCAGUGUCCAACGUUGAAGCUGCUCACAAGGAGAGACUGGAUCCUGGCACUGUUAAAGGUCGACUGAAGCGUCAUCUGAUGACUGCUGGAGGGAAAAGCAAGAAACGCAGCAGUAAGGCCGUUAAAGGAGCUCCGCGUGACCUCGAUGAGACUGAUCAGAUUAUUGAUGCCAAAGUGCACCCUCCUGGAGGGAAGGGUGCACAAAACUCGGCUCUAUACUGGGUCAUGAAAUUACGAGACCAAUCGGAUAAGAGUGCUGGUCCACUGUUUGAUGCCUUCGCGAUAAAACCCUCGGGGCAAUCAACCUCAUUGCCUUCACCGAGAUCGGCAACUGUGUCCUCUGCGAUCGAGGAUGUUGACAAACUCGAAAAGAUUCAACAAGCGACCGACGACGAAACACCUCGUGGCGCGGCGCCUUGCGACAACGCAGAUGCUCAUCACGCGACUAUCCUCGGUCCUUGUUCUGAUGAUUCGGAAGACAUAGUUAAGGAAGAUGUUUCAGAGAACAGUAUUCCUAUCCCAGGGCCAUCCCAACAUCGCGCUAAAGCUGUUGAUGUCAAUCAGGAAUGGGCAGCUUACAGUGCACGAUUGCAUUAUGAGCGUGAUCGGUCCCGUAGUCGAUGGGUGCAUCCAGAAUGGGAAGAACGUAGUUUGCUCAGACAGAAAUUACUUCUCAAGACUCGGAAACUAAACGGUGGAAAGGUCGAUCCCUCGAGUGUUUUGGACGAGUUCACCGAUCCACCCUUCCCCGAUCAAGCGAAAAGCCGGAGGAUGUUCCCCGCACUCUUCGCGAGACAUGCUUUCACUGAAGAAGAAGCAUCGGAAUAUGCCCUAGCUGUUGGCAAAGCUCGACUCGUCACAUAUCACUCUAAAUGGGGCGAGUACGAUAUUAGGUUCGUAUCACAGUUAAUUGAUAUCGCUAUCCAUAACAAUGUGGUUCCUUCAGAGCAGCGAGUGCAGCACCUCGCCAAGAAAUUCGGCGAAGCUCACAUGAAGAGUUCUACUACUCCAUCAGCGUAA